Molecule: messenger RNA, 136 nt
Organism: Funneliformis mosseae
Lineage: Eukaryota; Fungi; Glomeromycota; Glomeromycetes; Glomerales; Glomeraceae
Source: the annotation of a GenBank genome assembly
AAGUGCAAAGCAGCCACAGCAAUAUUUAGCCACAGAGCCACAGCAGGGUCAAGCUAUAGGGCCGAAGCAUAUCAGAGCUAAGAAGCAAGCCAGGAGGUCACAAGAGGAUCAAGUCAUAGAACUACUAAAGAACUGA